Messenger RNA from Amoebophrya sp. A25, 1154 nucleotides. Lineage: Eukaryota; Dinophyceae; Syndiniales; Amoebophryaceae. The record is from the annotation of a GenBank genome assembly.
AGGGAAUGAUAACACGCUGAUCUCCGCUUCGAUCAGCUGGUUUUCGUAACAACGCAACGACGUUCUAAGGAAGUUCUUAGAAUUGCAAAAGUUCAGUCAUAUCCGAACAAUCUGAUUAUCACCUCAACGCAACGUCCAUUUUUUAUCUAAAUUACAACCUCUGCAAGAAGGGAAUCUCUCUAUUUCAAAAUAGAAGAGAUCGUUUAUUAUUAUCAGAAUUCACGCAGUCGCAUUUACUUGAUUCAUUUAGCGACAACUUGCAACCAACAAAAUGCCAAACUCUCACCAAUUUGAGUACGACUCGGAUGACGAGUUCGACGCCAUGCAUGCUGGCGCUGGACGGGAUCCGGAGAACCCGGAAGCCCCUUUGAUUCAGAACCAGGGUACUUCUAUACUUUGUUUGUAGAAAAGAGAUUGUGCGUGAAUUUUCCAAUUCCUACUCAACUUUUUAGAAAAGAGAUUGUGCGUGAAUUUUCCAAUUUUUACUUGAGUAGUGCAAGAAUUUAGACAUUAUUUUAAUUCCUACUCAACAUUUUAGAAAAGAGAUUGUGCGUGAAUUUUCCAAUUUUUACUUGAGUAGGGCAAGGAUUUAGACAGAUUAUUCCAAUCUAAACAGGCGUCGGCUACAGCAAUCCAAUGCUCGAUGAGGAGGACUUGAAGGCGGCGAUGCAGGGCGAGCGCCUUUCCGUCGUCUCCGGUGGUGCCGGCUUGGACGGUAUCCAAGUUGAGGAGACCCAAGGAAAGUCCGCCGGACAGGGCAAGGGUGCCUCCCUUGAGGAAGUCAAGAAGGCUGCUGGAGAAGUUAUCGUACUACUUACUCUUUUUGAGAUUCCCAGUAAGUGUCGCAGCUCCUGUGAAACCAGCGCUUUCUAAAAAAGAUGCUUUCACCUUUCUAGCAAGGUCUGCACCAAGCACACCAUUGACGCACAAUGACCUGCGUCAUUUUUCUUCUUACCAAACUAUUGCAUAGAAAUCGUAUUUUCACGCCUCAAGCGGCUCCAUUCCAAACCAUCUAUAUCACAACAGAAGAAGGACGAGUCCGCUCCGCCACCGUGGUGGGCUGCGCCUUUGGUCGUGGUCGCCUUUAUCACUUUCGAUUCCGGUAAGCUGCUCGCAGAGCGUGUCGCCACUCACGGAACCACCAUCAACACCUC